CGGAGCCCGGGCUCUGUGGCAGCGCCGGACCGGGCGGCAGAGCCAGGCUGGGCUGGCACUCACCCACGUCCCCCAUUCCCUGCUAUGAUGGCCCGUCAGUAGCGGGUUCCAGACCCCCUGGGGGCAUGUAGGCAGAGCUAGCGGCAGCCAGGUGCUCAGAGCUUCAACAGCUCUAGGGCACUCUGGGGGCAGCUCUGCCUGCUGUUCUCCCUGGUGAAAUGCCCAAGUGACGGGCGAGCUGGUAAGGACAAGAACGUUCCCUUUUGGCCCGAGUCCGCUGCAUCCAUGGCGCUGCCGGCCAGUCUGGUGGCCCUGUGCUGCUUGGUACUUUUGGCGCUGCCAGCCCAGAGCUGUGGGCCGGGCCGGGGGCCGGUUGGCCGGCGCCGCUAUGUGCGCAAGCAGCUGGUGCCGCUGCUCUACAAGCAGUUUGUGCCCAGCGUGCCCGAACGGACCCUGGGCGCCAGUGGGCCAGCCGAGGGGAGGGUGGCAAGGGGCUCGGAGCGCUUCAGGGACCUGGUGCCCAACUACAACCCCGACAUCAUCUUCAAGGAUGAGGAGAACAGUGGCGCAGACCGCCUGAUGACUGAGCGUUGUAAGGAGCGAGUGAACGCGCUGGCCAUUGCGGUAAUGAACAUGUGGCCCGGAGUGCGCCUACGGGUGACCGAGGGCUGGGACGAGGACGGCCACCAUGCUCAGGACUCACUCCACUACGAAGGCCGUGCCUUGGAUAUCACCACGUCCGAUCGCGACCGCAAUAAGUAUGGGUUGCUGGCGCGCCUGGCAGUGGAAGCCGGCUUCGACUGGGUCUACUACGAGUCCCGCAACCACGUCCACGUGUCGGUCAAAGCCGAUAACUCCCUAGCGGUCAGGGCAGGCGGCUGCUUUCCGGGAAAUGCCACCGUGCGCCUGCGGAGCGGCGAGCGGAAGGGGCUACGGGAACUGCAUCGUGGAGACUGGGUGCUGGCAGCAGACGCUGCAGGUCGGGUGGUGCCCACGCCUGUGCUGCUCUUCCUGGACCGAGACUUGCAGCGCCGGGCCUCCUUCGUGGCUGUGGAGACCGAGCGGCCCCAGCGCAAGCUGUUGCUCACGCCCUGGCACCUGGUGUUCGCCGCUCGAGGGCCAGCGCCGGCUCCAGGCGACUUUGCACCGGUGUUUGCGCGCCGGCUGCGAGCGGGGGACUCGGUGCUUGCGCCCGGCGGGGAUGCACUGCGGCCAGCGCGCGUGGCCCGCGUAGCGCGCGAGGAAGCUGUGGGCGUGUUUGCGCCUCUCACAGCGCACGGGACACUUUUGGUCAACGACGUCCUGGCUUCCUGCUACGCGGUUCUAGAGAGUCACCAGUGGGCGCACCGCGCCUUUGCUCCUUUGCGCCUGCUGCACGCGCUGGGGGCGCUGCUUCCCGGCGGGGCAGUCCAGCCCACCGGCAUGCAUUGGUACUCCCGGUUCCUCUAUCGCUUGGCAGAAGAGCUGCUGGGCUGAGAGCUCUGGGCAAAGAAACGUCGAGGCGCCCGCCGAAACGAGAUGUAGGGCCUGAGAUGUGGGGAUGUGGGCAGCAGACGAUGCUGAUUGGGAGGGAGGGAGGGAUAGGGAGAAAAAUGGAAGCGAUAAGGGAUUGCCAGGUUUAGGGGCAACCCCCAACUGAGAGGAGGUGUUCCGGAGUCCUAGGUAGGCGGAGUUGAUAGUGGGUACUCCUUGACGAGGACUAUUUCACCUCUUCUUCCCCAAUGCCUCAGUCCCACCCGAUUAUUUUAUUUUCUAUUUAUAAAUCGUAAUAUAAUGAUCAGCCUACCCAGCGUGGUAAGAUGAGGGGCUGGGGCAUGGCGUUAACACUGACACAGCCAGCCAAUCUGACGCCUGACAUUUUUCUACAGGUGAGCUAAUAAAGGGAAGGUUUCUGGGAGCUUAUUGGAAA
Molecule: messenger RNA, 1909 nt
Organism: Pteropus alecto (black flying fox)
Lineage: Eukaryota; Metazoa; Chordata; Mammalia; Chiroptera; Pteropodidae
Gene: DHH
Product: desert hedgehog
Exons: 3
Coding region: 286-1476 (396 amino acids)
Biological process (GO): multicellular organism development; smoothened signaling pathway; regulation of gene expression
Molecular function (GO): patched binding; calcium ion binding
Source: RefSeq, a predicted model, not a curated record